Messenger RNA from Loa loa (African eye worm), 176 nucleotides. RefSeq lists its product as hypothetical. The annotation marks the transcript as partial. The record is from RefSeq and is a predicted model, not a curated record. The transcript has a single exon. Lineage: Eukaryota; Metazoa; Nematoda; Chromadorea; Rhabditida; Onchocercidae.
CUUAAUGGUACUACCGGUGCAUUGGUGACAAUUCAAUUGCAACAAUACAACAAUCCUAAUCUUGCACUACCAAAUGGUUAUACCUGUACUUGUCCAACAGGUAUACAAUGUCCAUAUCUUCAAGAGGGUUCUAUAACAUGCUUCUUCUCAUUUACAAUCAUUAUAUCAGCAUCAAA